CCCAGACCUCCAUAACCACACAUUAAACCCAGCGGUUUUUCUACCCGUUGGUUAUGAUCUACCUUUCCCCUUUGCCCAUGGAGCAUUUCCCAGAGUGGAAAUCCCAUACUUGGAUGGUUCAGCAUGGUGUAGAGCCUCAUGUGGUCUUGACAGCACCUGUCAGUGGCCAUAUCUCAGGCACUACUGCACCAAUUGGGACAAAUGAGGGUUCGUUGGAAAGCUAGAGA
Molecule: messenger RNA, 227 nt
Organism: Cantharellus anzutake
Lineage: Eukaryota; Fungi; Basidiomycota; Agaricomycetes; Cantharellales; Hydnaceae
Exons: 1
Source: RefSeq, a predicted model, not a curated record